Messenger RNA from Diplodia corticola, 2261 nucleotides. Its product is annotated as chy zinc finger domain protein. The annotation marks the transcript as partial. Lineage: Eukaryota; Fungi; Ascomycota; Dothideomycetes; Botryosphaeriales; Botryosphaeriaceae. Gene Ontology annotation, molecular function: metal ion binding. The record is from RefSeq and is a predicted model, not a curated record. The transcript is spliced from 9 exons.
AUGGACGCGGAAGGGCGAUCAAGCAUCCGCAGCGGCACGAGCAGCGCGGCCGGGUCGGCCGCUGCCAGCGCAUCAGAGGCAGCGCGUCCUCAGCCUCAACCCCAAGGCUCUUCGCCCGCUGCGCCACCGCGCGGGAGGCAAUGCCGCUUCUACGGCACCCCGUCCGGCUGCCGCGCCGGCCAACAGUGUCCAUUCGCCCAUGACGCCUCUGCCUCCACCGGUCAGCCUGCAACGACCCGCCCUGCGCGUCAACGUCGGCAGGCGGCCAUCGUUGCGGAUCCCGAACGCAGCGAAGCUUCUGCUGCAGUGCCAACAUCCACCACACCGACUCCGCAGCAGCAGCAGCGCAGCGCGCGCGUGGUGCAGCGUCCAACUCCACGCGCCCAGCAGGACGAUCCGCGCGAGUUUCAGUUGGCGCAGAUCCGCCGCAGAUUUAGCCCGGAAGAAUCACUGGACGCGAGCUCCGGCGCGACCAUUCUGGCAUUCGGGAUGAAACCCUCAGACCCCGACUUCCCUUUCGACAUUGACGAGCUGGCGUGUCGCCUUCGCGUGCCUGCCACCUACCCGAUCCAGGGCCGUCCGUCGCUGAGCGUCACCAACGCCGCCAUGGACAGGGGCUUUCAGAUCAACGUCGAGAAGGGCUUCGAUGCCCUCGCACAGCGCCAGCUCCCGAAUCAGACUCUAUUGACAUUGAUGAACGCGCUGGACCGCCAGCUGGAGCAAUUGCUGACCGCGCCGCCUGCCGAGACCUUCUCUAUCAAAAUAGUUCCGAAUGCGGCGGCCAGGGCCGUGCCGAAGCAUGGGGAGCAUGCCGUCCAGCGGCAGGCCCCCACCCCGCCGGCGCCGGUCGUCGUCGUGCAACCCCAAGUAGCGCCGGCGCAGCCGAGAGAAAGUCCACCGCCGCCAGCUCAACCUGCAUACAGCCCUGAGCAGAGGGCGCAGGCCCAAGCGCGGCGUGGCCAGGAAACGCGCCAGCUUGAGGCUCGUCUCGGUCGGCUGCCCCAGUUCUCCACUCUGGCGGAUGGCGCGUUUAUCAUGCCUGUCGAGCCCAGGCGCAGGGCUGCAUUGCCCAUUGCGCUGCAGGCCGUCAAGACGGUGAAGCUGCUGGUGCCUGAGCUCUACCCGCUGCAGCCGUGCAGGAUCGAGCUCAUGGGCAUUGACAGACGGGCUGCGAUGCCCGUCGAGCAGGCCUUCGAGAACAGGGCUGGGCAGUUUGCGAAUAUGUCAUUGCUCAACCACGUUAACUACUUCUCCCAGAACAUGCAUUCGAUGGCCCAAGCGCCCCCUGCGAAGUCGGAUGGAAGCCCGACCGCGACCCAGCAGGUGGCGGAGCUCGGCGUGCGAGAUCAUCCAGCAGCAGAAGCAAGCAGUGCGGCAUCUGGCGCCGAGGCAGACUCGAAGACUAAGACUGACCCUGCAGACGAUAGAAGUCACAUCAUUGCCAUUCCAAGGCCGCCCGAGUGGACUGUGCCUGGUUCUGGUAAUGACGACGAUAACGGGAAUCCCAAUGAUAACGAGGAUUCCGACGGCGACGAGGAUUCCUACGACUCGUACACCAAUGAAUCAGAUAGCGACGGGGAAGCGGAAGGGGCCGCUUCAGACCGCGCCGAGGGAAGCUCUCAGACACUUUCCGCCGAGCGUGGGGUUGCGCUGUCGUUCCCGCACCUGGAGCUCUACAACAUUGGACUGCUCGAGCUCGUCAAGCUGUAUCUGACCAUCCAAUGCACCCGAUGCAAGGAUACCAUGGACGUCAACAACAUCCAGAACAACGCUAACGCAGAUGACACUGGUAUUCGUAGAGAGUCCUGCAAGAAAUGCGCGUACCCGAUGAGCAUAGGAUACCGCAUGGGUAUGAUGCAUGCAAACUCUGUCCGGGCCGGCUACCUUGAUCUCGAGGGAUGCGCUCCCGUUGACAUGCUCCCAAGCAACUUCAUCCCGACGUGCGCUGAGUGCGCCAUCCAAUUCCCCAGCCCCGGGGUGGUGUCGGUCCGCGGCGACUCGUCGAUGGCGACGUGCAGGGAGUGCCACAAGAAGAUGGUGUUCAAAAUUGCAGAGGUUAAAUUUCUGCUGAUCAGCGCGUCGUCAGCACAAGGAACGCGCGCAUUGCCGCGGAAGAAGGCCAAGGAAAAUCUCGGCAUCGUGGCCGGGCAGGAGCUGCCCAAACAAGGGCGAUGCAAGCAUUACAGCAAGAGCAAUCGGUGGUUCCGAUGCCACGACGCCGACGUCGAGCACACGAACAGCCACGCGAACAGGAUGAUUUG